AUGGAACCAACAUCUAAGCUUUUCUUCAAAGUUGGGCAGCAAACAUCGAAGCAUCCUAAACUAAUUUUAACCAUUCAGCUUCUAAUAUCCAUUUCAAGCUGUAUUGGCUUCUUUUGGAUUGACGUAAAAUCUUCGCCUCAUAGCCUUUGGGUUGAUACCGACAGCUCUUCACAUCACGACAAAAACUAUGUCGAUGAUAAUUUCGGACCUACCUGAAGGAUAAACCGUGCUAUUUUCACAGCCAAAGACAGUAGCGUUACUGAUGUGUUUCAAAGAGAAUAUUUAACGAUGACCCCCCCCCUCAAUCUUCAUGUCUAUUGCAACAAAAAUGCAAUUUUUUAAUAUAAAAUUUUAUAUAAAGAAAAUAAUAAUUUUCAUGUCUCUUGCAACAAAUUAUAUAUAUAAAAAAAAUAAUAAUUUUCAUGUCUCUUGCAACAAAUUAUAUAUAUUAAAACGGCGACACGUGUCAGCCUGCCCUCUUGGCGCAGCAUUCCAGACCUUAUGGCUAAUGCGAACUGGGACGGACCCCGAGCCGAGAAUCAGACGCAGGCUCAAGAAGUGUAUACCCGGGCAGGUUUUGGCUGCUUUCCUGUGGUUGGAAAUAGAUGCGCUCAACAACGUCCUUUUGAUCCGAGGACCCAUGGGUAUUCCUCUACCGAGAAACUGGGGGUUUUGCCCAGGCCACAGGGGAACAGUCUUUUUCGUGUAGCUGUCGAAGGAAGGUACUUUGACACCCGAUAGACUCUAAGGAGCUGAUCCUUGGAAUCAAGCUACUCCAAUUGCCCGUAGCAGGGACGUAGAAAUCCAUAAGUCGCCCACUCAAGACUGAAGCCGCAAGGCAAGGAGGAGACAGAAGGUACCGGAAGGGCACUCGUAAGAGGAAUAGACCCUCUGGGCUGGAAUCGAAAAGCAGUAGAACCUUCUGCACGGAAGGUCUUUGGUGACUGUGCCACCAAUAUGGCUAGCGCCUGUCUGUAUAAUCCUAAUCCUCUUGCAGCAAAUUUUAGAUGCGCAUCUUAAAUUUUAGCUAGAUAAGUUUAAUAAAAUGGCGAGCAAUGACAAUAGCCGUCCAAAUCUCGAUGAGAAGGUCAUUGGCACGCCUACAGAAGCGCUGUUUUAUGGGGUUUUUGAGAAACUCACCUAGAGAAAAAUGCAUUAAUUCUUUUUUAUAAAAAUGUUGUGUUGCAGUAGGCAUGAAAAUUUUUUCGAAAAAUUUUUGUUGCAAUAGACAUGAAGAUUGAGGGGGGGGGUCAUCGUUAGAAGAAGUCUGGAAAAUCCAAUCAGCUAUGGAGACUAUGGAAAUUUUAUAUGAUAAUCAACUUCUUACGUUAGACUAUUUUUGCCAUAAGCCAGGGUACAGCUCAAACUGCUAUACAACGUCACCUAUGAAUUUUUGGAAAAUGAAUGUAGACGUUCUUAUGACUGAUUUAUAUGUCAAACAAGUAGCCAUGUGCCUUAAUAACGCAGGUAAUAACGGUAUUUCUUGUUAUGACAGAAAUGGCUUGCCAAUCAGAAGAAACUCCGUUUUUGGAGGAACGUCUUGUGAUAUCGAUGGAAAUGGGAAUUGUUCGUUAAAUGCAAAAGCUCUUAUAUUGACUUUUUAUUUAAACGAUGACCAGCAUACCAUAGAUUUAGGAGCCAGAGUAUGGGAGCGCCGGGUAUUUGAGCACAAGUUAAGGGAUUUUAACAACAAUGAAAAAAAUAAACUAAAAGUAAGCUAUGGAUCUCAAAGGGCUUUGCAUGAUAAACUUCAAAAAUAUGAAGAAGUCAACCCUUUGAUUAUUGGGAUCCCAUUGCUAUUUUUAUUUAUCGUAUUAGGCAUCAUGUUUUCUUCGCUGCCUUCUAAAGUUCACUCAAGGUUCUUACUGAGCGCUGGAGCAAUUUCAAUUAUUAUAGCAAGUGUUGUGAUAGCGAUAGGAAGCUCGCCAAUAUUUGACAAAGACCUUUAUGUUAUUACUAUCCAAGUUUUACCGCUUCUGCUUAUCAUAUUAGGAGCCGGACAUUAUUUUGUAAUAAUUUGGGCAAAUGAUAAAGCGAAAAUAAAUUCUGAUGGAAAAACCAAUGAAAAUAUCCUUGCAGAAACCAUGAAAAAUUCUGGACCGAUAUUGACAGUUGCCUUUUUGUCUGAGUUGACUGUUUUUAUUAUAGGCUGCACAUAUAAUUAUCCAGGAAUUAGGGAAUUCUGUGAAUCAUGUGUAGUGGGGCUAAUUUUCUUAUAUAUAUUCCAGGUGACUGGAUUUCCAGCAAUGCUUGAGCUAGAUACAAGGAGGAUUCAUAAAAAAAGAAUUGAUGUUUUGUGCUGCUUUGACCUUAUAGGAGAUGACAAACUUAUAAGAAGAAACUACAUAAAAAAAACUGUCAAUAAAUAUGGCUUAAUGCAUUAUUUAUUUAUAUAAUCUGAUGUGUCAAAAUUAAUUUUAAAUAAAAGAUAAGCCUUAAAGGAAUAAUGAGAAUAGAGCUUAUUUAUAUAGAGAAAGUAUGGUGAAUUCCUUCUCUUUUCAAUAUAGUCACCAAAAUUUCAUGCGGACUUAUAGCACUUUCACUAAUGCUUUUAGCUUUUGGAGGGAUGGAUAAUGUCCAUAGAGGAUUAAACCCUCAGGUGUUAGCUCCUUCUGGAUCAAAUCUUCAGAACUAUUAUGAAGACUACGAAAAGUAUAUGGAGACUGGGGAAUUAGGAUAUCUCGUCCUCAAAGACCUAAACUACACCAGCAUAAGCAAUCGAAAUUUAAUAAUGAAGCUCAGCGACUCAGUCUCCCAAAUGACUAAAUCUGUGCAAGGCCCAGUUUACGCUUGGAUAAACCCAUUCACCACCUAUCUAAACGUGAAAAACUCAGAAUGCAACAAUACUGAUAUCUCUGAAUACGAUUUUAACACCCAGCUCCAAAGAUUUCUACAAGUUCCUUAUAGCUCUUCAUGCUGCAAAAUGUUCGGCGUAUGUGGAGAACUGUAUAGAAACGACAUAGUCUUCUCAGGAAGCAGCUUCAGCGUAAAACAAAUAAAAACAACAAGGCUCCGUUUUUAUUUUCAACCAUUAAGAUCUCAGCAUGAAUAUAUUCGUGCUUAUCGUGAGCUUAAACACGCUGCAGACAAGUGGGCAAAAGACUUCGUAUUUAUGCCAAAUAAUGCAAAUUCAUUGAUGCAAAGCAAUCCUGCAGAAAUUGAUUGGAUUUCAUCAAAAAACACUUAUAAAAGCGACGAAAAGCUGGUUUUCAGCUUUGGGGAUUUCUUUGAGUACUAUCAGCAAUAUAACUCUAUUAGAGGAGAUACGUUGGAAAAAUACUUUAUUUGCAUUGCAGUGUUUUUGUUCGUAUUUGAACUUUUCUUUGGAGCUUAUGUAGGGUUUAUUAUUACUUUUCUUAUUGCUUUAUCGUCGUGGGCAGUUGUUGGGUUGUGCUUUAUUUUCAAUGAAAUGAUAGGAGGACAUACCACAGAUAUGAAUGCAGUCAGUGGACUAAAUUUCUUGAUAUCAUGCUGCAUUGCAAUAGAGUCAAUAAUUUAUGUUACAGCUGAAUUUUUGAAUAAAUUCGAACAAGCAAAGUCUCAAAAAUCGCAAGCAAGCAGAGACCAAAAUUCAAAAAUUGUGAUUUCUCAGCUUAGUCCAAUUCUGGUAGGCCAAAUUCUUACCCAGUUAAUAGGGAUUAUCCCGCUUGCUUGCUUCUCAAGUGAUUUUUACAGCCUCUAUUUCUUUAGGAUCUAUCUUUUUGCUAUGCUUUUAGGGCUGUUCUAUGGGACUGUUUUGCAGCCUAUAGUUCUUUCUUAUCUUUUCCCUGUGAGAUCGGCUUAUACCUCACCUCCUCCUGUUGAAAAGGAACUUUUAAUGAAGUCAUAA
Blepharisma stoltei is the source of this 3829-nucleotide messenger RNA. The record is from the annotation of a GenBank genome assembly. Lineage: Eukaryota; Ciliophora; Heterotrichea; Heterotrichida; Blepharismidae.